Messenger RNA from Strongyloides ratti, 702 nucleotides. RefSeq names its product DNA helicase Pif1 like family and P-loop containing nucleoside triphosphate hydrolase domain-containing protein. Lineage: Eukaryota; Metazoa; Nematoda; Chromadorea; Rhabditida; Strongyloididae. The record is from RefSeq and is a predicted model, not a curated record. The coding region runs from base 1 to 702 and encodes 233 amino acids. The transcript has a single exon.
AUGAGAGAAGGUAGUGAGGAAUGUGAUUUUGUCAAAUUUUUAUCACUUAUCGGCAAUGGUGAAACAUACGAUUCAUCAGUUACAUAUUCAUUAGAUGUUAGAAUGGACAACCAUAGAUUUGUCACAAUUCCUAAGGAAAUGAUAUUUGAUGGUGGUGAUAAUCAAUUUAUUGAGUAUGUAUUUGGAAAAAUAAAGUAUGAUAUUUUAAAAAAUAAAAAUUCAGCAAUAUUAGCGUCAACAAAUAAUGUCGUUAACAAUAUAAAUGAAAAAAUAUUGAAUAUAUAUUUUCAUGAAAAUAUGCAAAAAACAUAUUUAUCAAAUAAUAAAUUAUACUUUGAAAAUGAUUUUCAAAAAAAUUCCGAAGAAUUAGAAUUUGAGUGUGACACUUUAAGUACAUUUAAUCCAUCAGGAUAUCCAUUACAUGAAUUAAAAAUUUCUAAAGGAUGUAUUUUAAUAUGUCUUAGAAAUUUAAAAAUAAAAGAAGGAUUGUGUAAUAGAACAAGAAUGAUAUAUCAAGAAACUGUUGAAACGAGUGAUGGGUCACAAAAAUUGCUGAAAUGUAUAUCAAUAGACGGGAAAAAAAUAUUUCACAUUCCAAGGAUAUUACAUACCCCAAUUGAUUUAAAAAUACUUAUUCCAUUUACGAGAUAUCAAUAUCCAGUAAAACUCGGCUUUUGUAUGACAAUUAAUAAAUCCCAAUAA